AUGGAGCCUGUUCCUGAGACGGAGCGUAUGGAGGCUUUCAAGUCGUCUCCCGCGCAUCCCCUGGUCCCGAGCAGCAGCAGCAGCAGCACCACCACCACCACCACCAACAACAGCCCGCGUGGAAUACCGCCGCUCGAACUCGACAUGGCCAGGAAGCCACCCAACCUGCGUCGAAGCACGGAUCCGAACCCCGCGUCGCCAGACUCGCCGUCCUGGGCCCCUUGCUCGUCGGCCGCCCUGGCCUUUCGGCCCCGAACCGCGUCUCCGUUGUCGAGCGGACACACGCGUUCUCGCUCCGCCGCCACCUUGUCUCUGGCCUCGCCAAUGUCGAGAACCCAGUCCAUGCCGGGCGUCAGCGGCUCCGGCCGAAUCCUCUACCCUCCGCAGCUGCGGCCGGCCAGCCCUUCCAACUCGGCCUCACCGAGCCGGAUGCGUAUGCGUACGCCGAGAAAACCCGUCGACGAAGCCUUUCCUCCCACGUCCCCCGUCCGUACCAGCGUCCUGGACCUUGACAAGCGGGCCACGGCCGACCGAAGCAGCUCGCCGGUUCUCGGACCACCCACCAUGCUGUCGAGCCGCCUGAGGAGGUCGUCGUCGCCGUUUGGAGCCGUGCCGCCGCCCAGCUCGAGCGCCUCGUCGUGCUUGCUGCCGUCCACGCCGUCCUCCAUGUCUAUUUCCUCGCUGCGGUCGUACGAAAACUUCUCCAUGGGCUACGGGGGCGGGCUGUCCUCCAUGCCGUCAACGCCCACAUCGGCUCGGUCUCGCAGCCCCAGCAUCUCGAGCCUGGAAACCAUACCCGACUCCCCGGACGCCGAGGAAGCCGCGUUGGAGGUCGAGAGACUGGCACAGCUCAAGGCCACCGCGGAUGCGUCUGACGGCGGCGAGACGUCUGAUGCCAAGAGCCGAACCGGAGUGGACGCUCCGCCACGAGGCCGAACACUGAGCUACGGGUCACGAGACAAGCGAAAGCGCUGGAGCGUGUGCGGAGCCGAGAGGCGUGGCGACUUGGACCUGGAGACCAUUUGGGAAGACUGA
Ustilaginoidea virens is the source of this 1035-nucleotide messenger RNA. RefSeq lists its product as uncharacterized. Bases 1 to 1035 code for a protein of 344 amino acids. NCBI's taxonomy places the organism in Eukaryota, Fungi, Ascomycota, Sordariomycetes, Hypocreales, Clavicipitaceae. The record is from RefSeq and is a predicted model, not a curated record. The transcript has a single exon.